Molecule: messenger RNA, 3805 nt
Organism: Linum tenue
Lineage: Eukaryota; Viridiplantae; Streptophyta; Magnoliopsida; Malpighiales; Linaceae
Source: the annotation of a GenBank genome assembly
UUCCAAUUAGCAGAAAAAGAUCAGUUCCCAAAAGGUCGUCGCCGGCGAAGGAGCCGGGGUUAGCCGCGAAAUUGUUGUUCCAAUUCAGGGGAUAAAGAAAAACAGUCAAAGACAUAGCAAGGUAGAGGGAAAAGGGGUAAAAACCAAUAUGCCAAAGCUGCCGCCGAUUCUGAAAAGGCUUGAUAGACUUCCAUCUCCGUCGCAGAUAUCUCCAAUCCCGCCGCUGCCUUCGCCGCCGCCGGCACCUCUCGUCCCUUUCCCAACCCUCACUCUCACGCCGACUUCUAAUUACGAUUCCCUCUUGAAUUUCCUCGGAGCCUACUUCACAACCCGACCAGUGAACCCACAGAACCUACUUCACUUCUUCAAAUCCAAGCUCCACCACCACCCUCAUUAUCGUCACUAUGAUCUCCACAUCUUCAGCUGGGCCGCCACCGUGGAUUCUUUCCGACAUGACCACACAACUUUCGAGUGGAUGGCCCGAAGUCUCGCCAACACCAACAGGCUUUCAGACCUCACCCCACUUCUCCAAUUCAUGGCUUCCAAUCCCUGCCCCUGUAGUGAAGGUAUCUUCUCUUGCCCAAGAAUUGAGCCAAUUUUCCAGUUUUCCAUCAACGCUUACUGUAAAGCUGGGAACUUGAUUGAUGGGUUAGUGGCUUUUGAAACCAUGAGAAGAUUGAUUGAUGGGAGGCCUAACGUAGCUAUUUACAAUACUCUGAUCAAUGGGUUUGUGAAAUGUGGGCGGCAUGAUAAGGCUGUAGAGGUUUAUGACAGAAUGUUGAAGGAUAGAGUUAAGCCUGAUGUGUUUACUUUUAACAUCUUGAUUAGUAGUUAUUGUAAGAACAAGAAGUUUGAGAUGGCUUUGGAGUUGUUCAAGGAGAUGAGGGAGAAGGGCUGUAGCCCUAAUGUGGUUAGUUUCAAUACUUUGAUCAAAGGUUUCUUUAGACAAGGAAAGAUUGAGGAUGGGGUUAAGAUGGCAUAUGAGAUGAUUGAUCUUGGGAUUGAGUUUUCAACUGUGACUUGUGAGAUUUUGGUUGAUGGACUUUGUAACAAAAGCCGAACGAUGGAAGCUUGCGAGUUACUGAUUGAUUUUUCAAGGAAAGGAGUUCUUCCUUCUGCAUUUGAUCUUUCUGGGCUAGUGUCUGUUCUCUGUGAGCAAAAGUGUGCAGGUAGAGCAUUGGAGCUGGUGUAUGAGUUGUGGAAGAAUGGGAAUGUUCCUAGCUUGAUUUGUUCCACAACGUUGGUUGAAGGUUUGAGGAAGUCAGGGAGAAUAGAAGAGGCAUUCAGAUUGAUGGAGAAGUUGCUCAACGGAAAUGUCAUUGUUCCAGAUAUUAUAACAUUCAACUGCCUAAUUCAAGAUGUUUGCAAAGUAGGCAGAACGUCGGAUGCUGACAUGUUGAGACUAUUGGGUUGUUCCAAGGGUUUAGAGCCUGAUUCCACGACCUACAACAAUUUGGUUUCUGGGUAUACAGCAGAAGGCAAGAGUAAGGAAGGGGAAGUCUUGGUGGAGGAGAUGUUGGAUAAAGAUUUCAUACCUGAUCUUGCUACUUAUAAUACGUUAAUGAACGGACUGUCGAAUUCUAGAAGACGGCACAGAAAUUCGUCUUGCAAGUAAAAUUCAGAGACAUGAUCUUGUGCUAGACGUCAGAGGAUAGUCUGUGCAGUUUUAUGCAGCUCAUUUUCCCUGGUUCUGGUAUAUCAGUAUAUGAUGUAAAAGCCUUUGUAUCCCUUGUAUUUGUAUGCAAUUCCUCCAAGUUUGUGGCUUCUUCCAUGGCUUCCAUCAUGUACUUGCCUCCACUCCAUGCUAGAGGUAACUAACAAGUUGAUAAGGAAGGUGUUAUUCUAGGGUACUUUUUUUUCAAUAAUUUGGGGAUGUUUUUGUAAUUGUGUAACUUCGGCAAAAGGGGAAAGAAAUAGCAAAAUCAAAGCAAUGGGGAUAACUGAUAAGAAAAUCCGCAAUCCUUCACUCGCUAGAUGGAUGGUCUCAACUCUCGACUCAACCCGUUCUCGAGCUGACUGUGUUCUGCAGUAGCUAUGGCCGGAACCUGACGCCAAACGGGAAAAGUCUUCUCCUUUCGAUUGUUCAAAUGGCGUCUCUGUCUUCGUGCUUCACCAUGUCUCCCACUAAGUCCCGACCUAUUUCUUCUUCUCCUCGUCCUUCUCUAAUCUUCGCGGUCAAUUCCUUCGCCAGAGUCCCAACACCCCGUCCGGCGGCGGCGGCACCAUUUCCCGGAGUUUCCUACAAGUUUCCGAACUUUAAGGCGUCGCGGCUCGUGGUGCGAGCGAGUAGCGUUGAUGUGACCACUCCAAUUAGGCCAGGCGCCGCCGUGGAGACGGACAAAUUGCCGGCGGAUGUCAGGAACCGAACGAUGGACGCCGUUGAUGGGUGCGGAGGCAGGGUUACGUUGGGUGACGUGGCAGGCAGAGCUGGGCUUAAGUUGAACGAAGCUCAAAAGGCUCUGCAGGCUCUUGCUGCUGAUACUGAUGGCUUUCUGGAGGUUUCAGAUGAAGGGGACGUGCUUUAUGUUUUCCCAAAGGAUUACCGCACAAAGCUUGCUGCCAAGUCGUUUAGAUUGAAAAUUGAACCUCUGGUUGAUAAAACAAAGAGCACGGCUGAGUAUCUCAUCAGGGUUUCCUUUGGGACAGCAUUAGUUGCUUCAGUAGUGGUGGUUUAUACUACAAUCAUACUUCUUCUUUCAAGUAGAAGUGAUGAUGACAGACGUGAAAGACGUAGCAGUAGAUCUUAUGGUUCAGGAUUCAAUAUGUACUUCAAUCCUAUAGAUUUAUUCAGGAUUUGGGAUCCAUAUUAUUACAGGAGGCGGAGAGAACAAGUUGAUGUCAAUGAGAAUAUGAAUUUCCUUGAAUCUAUCUUCUCAUUUGUAUUUGGUGAUGGCGAUCCAAAUCAAGGACUAGAAGAAGAGAGGUGGAAGUUGAUCGGGCAAUACAUUUCCUCCAACGGUGGUGUUGUGACUGCCGAGGAACUUGCUCCCUAUCUGGAUAUACAGACCAAGGAUGUGUUUCAGAAUGAUGAAUCAUAUGUCUUACCUGUUCUCCUUAAGUUUGAUGGCCAACCAGAAAUUGAUGAAGAGGGCAAUAUCGUGUAUCGAUUUCCCUCACUUCAGCGAACAGCUUCGUCCCAAAGAAGCGGUAGGAAGGAGUACGUGGGAAGAAGUAAAAGAUGGACAGAUUGGGUUGGAGGAGUUCAGAACUAUCUCGAGGAAAAGAAAUUGGAAUUCAGUAAAACCAACGCAUCGGAAAGAGCAAUGGUCAUUGGGUUGGGUGGGCUCAAUCUGUUUGGAGUAAUUGUUCUUGGGGCCAUGAUGAAGGAGAUGCCUAUUACUCAAGGUGGAUGGAUUCAAUUUGUUAGCUCCAUCUUUCCACUACUCCAGGUAUAUGCGGGUUCUUUCUUUGCAAUCCCUUUGGUUCGUUGGUUCCUUGUUUCCAAGAGCAAUGCUGAAAUAGAGAAGAGGAACAUAUUGAGGAAAGAAUUUGCCAAAGUGCUCGAACUGCCGGAUCUUUCAUUAAGACGAAAGAUUCUUAGUGCUCGGGAUAUGGCUCAGAAAACAGUGAUAGGACAGGAUCGCAUAGUCUACAGUACCGAAAGAGAUAUAAUCGGGCAAGAGAUCGAGGCUGAAGAUUGGGAACGGAGGUUCAGAGAGAUUGAGAAUAAAUCAGAGUAGAAUGUGUAUAUUUCCUGGUAGACUUUGUUGACAUUCAUCAGAACUUGCACCAUGGGGCUAAAUCUGAUCAUACAAUGUGGCUGCAAAAGGUUGCAUGCAGAAGUAACAUCAGGCUAGUCCUAGGA